Molecule: messenger RNA, 693 nt
Organism: Sus scrofa (pig)
Lineage: Eukaryota; Metazoa; Chordata; Mammalia; Artiodactyla; Suidae
Gene: COX6B1
Product: cytochrome c oxidase subunit 6B1
Cellular component (GO): respiratory chain complex IV; mitochondrion
Source: RefSeq, a predicted model, not a curated record
GCCGGCGUCUUUGCUGAGGGUCACAUUGAGCUUCCAGCGGUUUCAGGCGCGACUCUAGGAAGGGGGCCUUGGCCUGGCUUGACUUGGUCACACCCAGCCUGUUCUGCAUCCAGCCUCCACUGGGCCUGAGUGGACUGAGAGCCCUACCAGCAUCCAUUCUCUUUGGCCCCAGGAGUCAGCACUAUGGCAGAAGACAUCCAGACCAAAAUCAAGAACUACCAGACAGCUCCUUUUGACAGCCGCUUCCCCAACCAGAACCAGACCAGGAACUGCUGGCAGAACUACCUGGACUUCCACCGCUGUGAGAAAGCAAUGACUGCUAAAGGGGGUGACGUCUCCGUGUGCGAAUGGUACCGGCGUGUGUACAAGUCUCUCUGCCCCAUAUCCUGGGUGUCAGCCUGGGAUGACCGCCGGGCGGAAGGCACGUUUCCUGGGAAGAUCUGAACUGGCCCCCCCACCUCAUCUGUCCUCCGUCCUUCUCCACAGGGUGGUGCAGGGGGACCUGGAUUCAUGGUGAUUCCCACCCUGAGAUCCUGAAUCAUGGUUUAACUAAUAAUAAAUACUCACUGGAAAAGUGUAAAGCUGUGUACGUGUAAAAUAGCUGGAUGAUGGGGUGGAGGUUGAGGUGGGACUGAAUUCAGGGUGCUUUUUUCUUUUCUUUAAAUUUUUAUUUUAAUAAACAUUGAUCACCCA